Drosophila novamexicana is the source of this 1971-nucleotide messenger RNA. RefSeq names its product zinc transporter foi (gene Zip71B). Bases 246 to 1961 code for a protein of 571 amino acids. Gene Ontology annotation, molecular function: zinc ion transmembrane transporter activity. Gene Ontology annotation, cellular component: membrane. NCBI's taxonomy places the organism in Eukaryota, Metazoa, Arthropoda, Insecta, Diptera, Drosophilidae. The transcript has 5 exons. The record is from RefSeq and is a predicted model, not a curated record. Gene Ontology annotation, biological process: intracellular zinc ion homeostasis; zinc ion import across plasma membrane.
CGUUCAAUAGACCGCCGAACGGGAUCAGUAACAGUUGCGCCGCCCGAGUCGGCAUUUAAAUUGAAAUUAGCGGGGAAAUGAUCGGAAAGGUGUAAUUAUUCAGCACAAAUUGCCAAAGAAUAACAAAAAAUAACCAAUAAUAACCAAAAAUAAGAGCAAAACGAAACUAAUUGCAAAAAAAAUAAAAAUAAAAUAACUGUGGAGAAAGUGUAGUUUAUAGAGCUCGAUUUGGAUAAACAUUGGCAAUGGCGCUGGAACAGAUCGUAACCUACCUGCUGCUAAUCGGCUCGGUCUGGUGGAGCACGGCUUACGCAUCCACGGAAUAUAAUCGUUAUGUGACGCAGAUAUUCCAGAAGUAUGGCAGCGGCAACACCAUUAGCUUUGAGGGUCUGGAGCAUUUGAUGUACAGCUUGGGCCUUGGGCACAUUGAAUUCGACCCCGCGCACACCAUAGAAGAGCACCGACCAGUGGGCUACAACAGCACCAAGCACAAUGCGACCACCGCCAAUCCCAGUCCUGAAGACGCGCUCAGCGAUGUAGAACUGACCAGUCAGCAGCUGGAACAGAACGCCGAGCGCAUGGAAAGGAACCAAACCGUUGAGUUUCGCGAAAUGCACGACCCCAAGCAUCGCCACCCGCGGGAAAGCAGUGUUUCCCUCGAUAGUACACCUUUGCCUGAAGCCGCAUGCCUAUCGCCAAGGUCGCUGCUCACGCUUCUUGUGGACCACAAUGAUCUACACCGAAAUAAGCUGUACCGUGAUAUAGUGAAGACGGAAAAUCAUAACUUGGAGGAGGAGUACACUAAAUUCAUCAACAGUGUCCUUAUCACGCCCAGCGCAUUCAUGAAACUGUGCCCAGCCCUGUUGGCACAGAUCGAUAAUGGAGUAUGCAUGCAACCGGCAGAGGACCCACGCCAUAUGAAUCUCGACAGAAAAGGUCGAAUUUGGAAUGCCUGGAUUUACGCAAGCACCUCCAUGUUUGUGCUCUCAGCAUGCGGAAUUUUGGGAGUAGUGCUUGUUCCUCUUAUGAAGACGGUCGCCUAUCAAAAUACCUUGAAAUUCCUUGUCGCCAUAGCCGUGGGAACCCUGGCUGGAGACGCGCUUAUGCACUUGCUGCCACAUGCCCUAUUCAAGGAACAAAAGCACGAGCAUGCAUUGGAAAAUUCAAGCUUGACAGAUCAGGACCAGGGCCACAAGCACAGCAACGAGGCGGCAAUGCUGUGUGGCGCUGCCUUUCUGGCAGCCGUGUUUAUGUACGUGUUGGAAAACGUGAUUCCGCUCCUAAAGGGCAAGGAGCAUGGUCAUGGCCAUAGCCAUGGUCAUGGUCACGGUCACGCUCACGGUCACAGUCCUAGCGAUACGGGCAAGAUACAGGCAACAGAAGUGGCUACGGCACCUCGUGAACUGAAUAUCAUGCUGAACGAGACAAAGGAGGAUCAGAAGAGGCCAGAUCGCCCUCUAACUCCCGUAGCAUUUAUGGUAAUAAUUGGUGAUGGAUUGCACAAUCUCACCGAUGGUCUGGCAAUUGGAGCUGCCUUUGGCAGCGAUCCCGUUACGGGCUUUGCCACUGCCGUAGCCGUGUUGUGCCACGAGCUACCACACGAACUGGGUGACUUUGCGCUACUGCUACAAUCCGGUAUCUCCAUACGUCGCGCCAUUUAUAUGAAUAUUAUCAGCUCGGUGCUGAGCUUUGUGGGAAUGGCUAUUGGUCUGCUACUUAUUGGAAUCGGUGAUGGCAUGACGAAAUGGAUCUAUGCGGCUACUGCGGGCUCGUUUUUAUACAUUGCAUUCGCUGAUUUGGUACCAACGAUGAGCGUGGCUCACAAUCCAGACCUUGUUCGCGACCCAAAGGCCAUAGUCAUUCAAAUACUGGGUAUACUUGUGGGAGGUGCUAUAAUGUUAAUCAUUGCCGUACAUGAGCACGAUCUAGAAGGUUUAUUCAAAAGCAUAGACUUGCGUUGAGAAUCUCAUU